Molecule: messenger RNA, 837 nt
Organism: Heterobilharzia americana
Lineage: Eukaryota; Metazoa; Platyhelminthes; Trematoda; Strigeidida; Schistosomatidae
Source: the annotation of a GenBank genome assembly
AUGCAACGAAUAGUCCAUUCGGGUGAAUUUAUUUGUGGUUAUGAAGUAUCUUAUAACUAUACAAUAUUCACUAUUGUUUUUACUGUGAUAAAAAUUGUUGCCGGUAGUUAUUCUAUUCAUAUCUGGAAACAAUGUAAUGGUUUGCGUCGUUCACUAGAUACAUCUUCACUAUUAUUAUUAUCAUCAUCAGCAGGAGCAUCGAAACAAGACGAGUCGUCAUCAGUUAGACUGCGUGUGGAUGCUAUACCAAAGGGUGCAAAACAAUUUUUCACUACUACUCCGUUCGAUAAAUCCCCUGAAUUUGUUAUUGUAUUAUCAUGUGAUGUACAGAAAAUGAUGAAAAUCACUGACUGUUCAAUUAAUCUGAUUGAAGAUGAUUUCCAACCUCCGUUAAUCCAAUUACGAUUGAAGGAUGAUAUAUCACAAUCGAAUAAAAAUCUACAGAAUUAUGGUGUCAAGUUGCCUGAGAAUGUUCAAUCAAAGGUCAUUGGAAUUCAUUCUAAUAUCGAUGAAACUAUGUUAAAUGUUCGAUUGAAACAGAUUGGGAAUUUCUUACAAACUAAUCAUACAGUUAUUAUUGUUGUUAAAAUAGUAGGUUUUAAAAAAUUAAUGGUUACGACAAAUAUGCAGUCUGUACUUGCGAACGAGGUUGGAUCAAUAGACCACUUGAAUAAUAAUAAUAAUGAACGACAACAAAUGAAGAAUUUGCGAGAGAUGGAAUAUGACAAGAAUCUGGAAAAAUACACCAAUGUAUUUGCAGAUAUGCCGUGUAAAGUCCUCAGUGUUGAUCGACCUGACCGCUCAAAAGUUGUUAUUGUUUUAGAACCUGUAAAAUGA